This is a messenger RNA of Leishmania mexicana MHOM/GT/2001/U1103, 366 nucleotides long. RefSeq lists its product as hypothetical. The transcript has a single exon. NCBI's taxonomy places the organism in Eukaryota, Euglenozoa, Kinetoplastea, Trypanosomatida, Trypanosomatidae. The record is from RefSeq and is a predicted model, not a curated record. The coding region runs from base 1 to 366 and encodes 121 amino acids.
AUGUCUAGGGCAACGGGCAACAACAACGCCGUUGUAGAGGGCGGUGCGCCUGCGCCGAAUAAGGAGGAGAACCUUCCAGUUCUCGCACGUAUGAUCAACCACCUUCUUACGCCGGGCUCUUCCCUGUCGCCGAUCGUGUGGAUCAGCUUUAAUCUAAUUAUGCUGGCCCUCUUCGGGGUCUGGGUCAUGUUUGUAUUCGCGAUGCAUGAUAACAUUCAUGUCUGGGCCUUUGGCUUCCUAUGGCUGGGCCUGACCGCCUCCACGAACUGGCUCAUGAAGAUCAUCUUCAGCUCUGGCUUGGACUUUGCCUCGCAGCAGCAGCGUGAGGCAGUGGAGAGGGAGAGCAAAGACAAAAAGAAUGAUUAG